UGCUCCAACACGACGCACGACGACGCAGAGGCGCAGCGAGUAACGGAUUACUGAUCAACUGAUCGAUGAGGCACACAUUUAUCACGGCUCUAACUUCAGCCACUACACCCAAACAAUCGGAUAUUUGUUCCCCCUCCUAUUUUUUUUUUUACAGAAGGAAAAAUGACAUGAAGACAUCUUUUCUCUUCAGACCGUCUGUUCCAGUGCAGCUGAACCCACUUGUUUGCCACAGAGGAGAAAUCUAAGAAUCUGAUGUACGAGGAUCGAUACUUGGUUUCAUCAGGAAAUGUUUCUUAUGGACAAAGGAGCGCGCGUAAAAAGCCGGUUUCGCACGUUAUUCCAAAACUGCUGGGGGGAAAAAAAUAAAACAUAACAGUCUGGAUUCACUUUUCCACAGCGGAAAUGAGAUCAGUCCUACUCCCUGGCUCCACUUCUCCUAAAACAUGGUCGAUGUAACUCCAUGUAGUUUAUCUGACAAUCUUUGACUUCUGGCUACAAAGAGCGUUUUAUGAAAGGAAAGAUGUUUGCUGGACUGAUGGGGCUGGAAUGUCACAACAACCCUCUGCUUCACCGCUGCGAAGUCACGGAAGGUGGCAGAGCAUCAGGGACAGCUGGCAGCUCUGGCCGUAAGAGGCUUCACCGAAGACCUGGGUACAUGAGAGGAGAGCAGUCCAGACUACAGAGCACUACUCAUGGACAGGAGGAGGAGGAGGAGGAGGAAGAGGACGCGAGGACCACUUGCAUGAGGAAUGGAAAAUCUGGACGUCACACUGACAUCACUGAGGCAACAAACGCUCAGGGGAUGAGUCUAACGCCUGCUGUCAAAGUGUCCUCGAUAAAUCAGCAGCAGCCCGAUAAACUCACAUGUAGCUCCAAGAAGAGUAAGAACGUUAUCUGCUCUGUUUCCCAUCCUCUUCCCCAUGUGGACUUCAGUGUCAUCAACGGUACAUCCAGCCAUCAGGAUCAAUCCUCACUGCCACAGAGUGAACUCAGGGUAAGCCCAAGCCCGGCACUACAGUCCUCACCACAGGAGUCCUUUAACUCCAGCUUCAGUUUCAUCCAACAGUCGCUCAACUCCAGCCAGAGGACAGACACAACCACUGCCACACUGGCCCGGCAACCAGAACCACUUAAUUGGUCAACUAAAGCACCUAGUUCACCUCAAACAAAACCAGCAACCUUACUGACAGAUGUCUUAAAGCAUUCAACUCCUGUCCGAUCACCACCCUCCUCCGCUCCAAGCAGCCAGGCGGAGAAAGAAGAGCCGUCAUUAGGCGGGAGGUUUUGGCGGGAAUGUCUGUGGAGUGGCAGGGAGGUUACCUCCGGCCUGCCCGACUGCGAUUCCCGAUCUCUGGACAUAGAGAUCACUUCCUCGCUGUCUGUGGACUCAGACACAGCUUCCGCUUCCUCUGUCACCUCUGGCUAUGAGAGUGCCACGCCUGCCUCCGAUCAAGGCUGGGACAACCUGGUGAAGAAGUACGAAGUCGUGCUGCAAGACUGCCUCCAAAACAACCGCACUCACACCAAGAUUGAGUCCAUGAUGUUGAAGCUGCAGAGACUCCAGCAGAAGGCCAUUUUGGAUGAUGACUAUGACGCAGCCGAGCGUUUUGGGAAAAAGCUGGAGGAGCUGUGCAAGGAGCGAGGAGCCCUGCAGCUGGGUUUACCCUCCAGACAGCCCAGCGUGGCUCUGUUCCUUGAGCAGCUCAGACAGGUGGUGCACAGCGCCCUCCAGAGGGCAGACUGCAGUCAGCGCAGGGAAGCUGCAGAGCCUGAUGCAGGGGAGCGGUCCGACUCAUUGCAGGGUCCACUGCAUCGAAGGGACCGUCUGAUCCGAGAGAAAAGGAUGGUGGAGGAGGAGAUAGCUGAGUUGCAGCAGAAGCUGGCAGAGCUGAAAGACCGCAGUCUAUGCUUGGAGCAGCAGAUCCAGCAGGAGGAGCAGCAGGUGGAGGCUGAGGAGCUGGAGGGCUCCGUCCUGAGGAGCUGCACCUUUGCCCAGCUCCGCGAUAUGAGCCGAACCCUGCAGGACCUUGUCACCUCUGAAAACCGUAUGCAGAUCUCCGUUUCUCCACCACCCUCCAUGCUCAGGCUCCAGGAGCAGGAGCAGGCAUUGAAUCUGUCCAUCAAGGAAGCCACUGCUAAAGUGGUCAUGAGUCAGAGGCUGGGCAGCAGCCUGAGGAGGAAAGUCAGUGAGACUGAAACGCAGCUUUUGGCACUGCAUGAAGCCAAACUGGCGGCCAUAUCAGGUAAUGACUUCAGCAGCGCCAAGGAGCUGAAGGCUGAGAUGAAGGCAGUGUACCUGGAGCGGGACCGGCUAGAAGCUCUGGCCAAGAGGUUGCACAGCCUCAGCUCGGGGAGCAGCCAGGAGCUGGCCAGGAUGAAGGAGCAGCGGCAGCAGCUCAGGCAGGAGCUGGAGCAGAGGGAGGCCCUGCACGAAAGCCGACUGAAAGAGAACACUACCAAGUAUAUUGAGCUAUUGGAGGACAGAUUGCACAGUUGUGGCUGUCCAGGCUUGGAGCGGAUCUGGGAAGCUGACCUGGAAGCGUGUCACCUGUUUUUGCGAGGCCUCCAGUUGCGGACUCCCAGCUGCAGUGGAGCAGACAUCGAAGACCUCCCCACUACCGCGGCUUAUCCUCCAGCCCAACCAUGCACAAAGGAGGAAGAAGAAGACUGCGCAAUGCUGACUGCUUUAGGAGGGCGCUGGUGUCCCGAUGCUAACUUACAGAACUCAGAGUUCACUAAGAAAUUGGAGGAGUUUUUGUUCUGCAUGGAGGAUAAUCACCCAGAGGACGGGUGCAGUGAAGCUGAGGCUGCAGACCUGACAGAGCGCUGCGAGCUGAUCAGUGACAGACUAAUGAUCUUGGAAGAUGAAUUGCAGACGGCCAUACUAAACCGGGAUCGGGCCCUCACCCAGUCUUUAGAAAAAGAAGUUCAGGAAGUAAAAGCCACUUUGCAAAGCAUGCUCACGCAGCUCAAAGAGGAAGAAGAAGAGGAAGGGGAAGUGAAUGAGUUAUUAGAUGAUGACCUCAUGAAAAAUAGGACUGAGGAUGAAGAGGAGGAAGAGGAAGAAGAAGAGGACCAGUACUUCAGUGACAGCUGGGACAUUUGAAAUGCCUGUAGUGUUUUAUGACCACUCACACAAAGACUGGCUCUCUGAGAGCCUGACCCCGGCUUUGCAGUAGAACUGACCCCAUAUCCAUUUACCAUAAAGCCUCACUCAAAGCGCUUUACAACCAGCCUCUGUGGUACUGCUGAAAGUUUCCAGCACAAAGUCUUAGAAAGUCUGUGUAAGAUUUUUUCUUCAGAUGGAAAAAAAAGGAAAAAUAUGAAGGAUUUGAUGCAAAAUAUAAGACACUUUAAAGCAAAUUUUAGAAGUUCCUCAGAUCUUGCCAGCCUAAGUUUAAACCAGGUAAAAAGUGCCUUAGGCCACCAAGCCAGAAAAAAUAUUGUUUUCAAGGUGUUUUUGGAUACAGGUUUCCAUGUCAUGUCCUACUAAUGCUGAGCACUUUUAUUCUUCAGAUUUUACUGUCAAAACUUUACCAGUGUUUGAUAAUUAUUUGGUUAAUGGAGAAUUUUUCAGUUGUUGUGAUUUGUUGUUAUUUGCAAACCAGUUGAGACAUUAUCAGCUGUAAAGAAAGACUGUGUAACUUUUGCUGAACAACAUCAACAUCGUCACAAGUAAAAGCUAAUGAAUUAUGGUAAAUCCUAUAACAUUGUGUAACAGUACUACAUAAAGAAAAAAGCUGUACAGCCAGCGAAGUGAUUCAGUGAUGUUAGUUACACAGCAACAUCUACCUGUUUGCAUUUUUUGCCGAGGACCAAGUGGACAAUCUAAACAUCUUUUACUGGAAACAGUCUUGCACAUAAACUAAAACAUAUGCUCAAUUUUUAGGUCAGCCAGCCACUUUUGUGUGUUUUCCGUACAAUUGGACUUCAAUUACAUGUAAUUUAGUCCAUUAAAUAACUCACUUGUGGUGCUACAGAAUGUGAGCUAACUUGAACAC
Messenger RNA from Toxotes jaculatrix (banded archerfish), 4001 nucleotides. RefSeq names its product DISC1 scaffold protein (gene disc1). Lineage: Eukaryota; Metazoa; Chordata; Actinopteri; Toxotidae. The record is from RefSeq and is a predicted model, not a curated record. The transcript has 14 exons. Gene Ontology annotation, biological process: cilium assembly; neuron migration. Bases 509 to 3106 code for a protein of 865 amino acids. Gene Ontology annotation, cellular component: mitochondrion; centrosome; intermediate filament cytoskeleton.